Rasamsonia emersonii CBS 393.64 is the source of this 1542-nucleotide messenger RNA. RefSeq lists its product as uncharacterized. The coding region runs from base 1 to 1542 and encodes 513 amino acids. The transcript has 9 exons. Lineage: Eukaryota; Fungi; Ascomycota; Eurotiomycetes; Eurotiales; Trichocomaceae. The record is from RefSeq and is a predicted model, not a curated record.
AUGCCUCGUGCCGAAUACGAUCCGAUGGAUUCCGUAGAGCAUACCCGAGUUAGCAACCCAGCUAACGAUACUCCAGACGUGGGAGUGAGAAUCUGCAAAACUGCUUGCUGCUCUAGCUGGUGGAUCCUGCUAGUCCUCCGUACGGCGUAUCUAUCUGGACUGCUUGCUGUCCUCGGUUCUAUACGAUACAGACUAUAUCCCCGUGGCGUCUUGCCGAACUUAAUCACCGUCCAACACAGGUCGACAGUUGACUUGACAGACAGCCUCCCUCGUGCCUGCAGUAGGCCCGAGUUUAAGAUACACAAACUGGACUGGAUACUUUCCCAACGUUCCGGGAGGGGACUGUCGUAUCGUCCUGUUCUCUCAUUUUUUACUUACCUGAAGGCUGCUGAGGACAGUUCUCAGAAUGUGAUCGACAAUGGACGACAGCUACCAGAAAGUCGCCCUGGGCAUCAUCGUCGCCUUUCCGGCCUUGGGAGGCAUCGCCAUGAUCCUUCGAUUCUGGAGUCGCCGACUCUCGCAGACUUCGAUCCUGAUCGAUUCUUGCCCUGGGCGAAACGAUCACGUCCUGGUACUUCUAACGACCCAGACAUCAAAACCAACUACGUGGGCAUCCACAUCUGGGAAAUCCCAAAGGACUACGACGUGGAAAAGGGGCAGAUCUGGAACUACGCCAACCAACUCCUCUACAACCCCAUCCUCUCGCUCGUCAAAAUCUCCGUCCUCAUCUUCCUCCUCCGCCUCGACUCGCGCUCGCGCACCGUCUACUACCUCAGCUGGGGCACCCUCUGGUUCACGGCGCUGCUGUGCAUCGCCAUCCUGCUGGCUGACCUCUUCCAGUGCCACCCCGUGCGCUUUGUCUUCGACAAGACCAUCCCCGGCGGGACGUGUAUCAACCAGGGCGCCUUCUACGUCUCGACGGCCGUGAUGACCAUCUUCACUGAUCUGCUCGUCCUGUCGAUUCCCAUCAUGAUCACCUAUUCCCUGCAGAUGCCCAUUCGGCGGAAGAUUGCCGUGUGCUGCAUUCUCUCCCUGGGCGGGGUUGCAACCGCCAUUGGAUGCUGGCGGCUCGCCCAGCUCGUGCAAGUCUUCUUCCCCAGCAGCGUCGACCCCGACCCUACCUACAAUAUCGGCUUCGCCUCGUCCGCCGUCGAAGUCAACACAGCCGUCAUCGCCGCGUGCGGGCCCUCCAUGAAGACCAUCGCCAACCGCUACCUGCCCAGGCUGCUGGGCACGUCCAGACGAGACGGUACAUCAGCCUACGGGAAAUCCCGCGCCAGUGGCAACCGCUACUACCGGUCCAGCGGGCCGGGAUACUCGCGUAACGUGGCGUCGAACCCGGCGCCGGACGACGUCUUCGAGAUGGGCCAGAAGAACCGCAGCCAGGUCGUCGACAUCGCGGGCCCUGCCAGUGGUCAGCGGACGAACACUGCCAGUCCUAAUUUGAGCGACGAGGACGGCGUCAUGGGCGCGGGCAUCGUCAAGACGACGGAUUUGUCGAUAACGGAGGAGAACGUGGGCAGCAUUGACAGUUUGGUUUAG